AUGGAUGGCAAAGGCGGUGCUCAGGCCCAAAACCACAACUUUAUGAGCCUUCCAAGUGAGUGGCUGUUCUGCUGCAGCAGCGACCACUUGCAGCGCUGUGCAAAAGCUGCUCGCAUUGAUUCGCGUGCGGGGCCGCCUGCUCCUUCUGAAAGGCCCUUGAUCCGACGAGCAAGCAAACGGGAAAGCUCUCCAAGUCGACGUCGCUCCCGUCCUGCGUCUCCAAGAGGCUUUCUAACUCAGGGGCUUUGGACACCAGAGCAGGACUCAAGUCUACAACUGGAGAGGCGAUGCCCGAACAAGAAUAAAUUUGUGGGUGAGGCCAGCGGCUUGGCAAAGCCGAUGGCAGCUUGCCAUGACAGCGAAGCCCCGCCUUGCAUGGACUGGGACACACUUCCUCCUUUACCAUCCAUCGGAGCGGAAGAAGUGACUGAGAGUUUCGUUCCCGCCCCUUCCAUCGAAGCUGAGGAGAUUGCUAGCAUUGCUCUUCGAAUGGAAGCUUUGCAUUCAAUCAGCGAUCUUGUGGAGCCUGAUGAGUCUCCAGAGCUUCCUUCAGACGAAGAAAAGAAGGAUGAAAUAUUGGGGAGAACAAGGGUCCUCAUGGCUAAUGUGAGCGAGUGUAAUUCUCGCAGGUCACAGGAUACUGCCCGAAUUCAAUCCUGGUUCGAGUCGUGUGGCUUGGAACAUACACUUGUCACAGCUGACCUUCGCCAGCUGGGUGAGUCUGCUCUAUCGUUCGCGCAAUGCUGCAAAACCGGGGAUACUUGUGCCCUGAUUCUCACUGGACUUUCCUUGGAAGUACCAGAGGAGGAGCGUGGUGAGGAACCAAGUUCUCAAAGCACACCAAUGUUGGCAGACUUUUGGGUGGCUCUUCCUGCAGGCGUGAGAGUUGUGAUCAUGUCAGACUGCGAGGACGUAUUUCCUGGAGAGAAUGUGCACCUCGAAUGCGAUGAGAAGCUGCAGCUUUUGGCGUUCGCGCUGGUGUUUCCUGAUGUGGUUCCGGUUCAAUCACGAUCAUCGCUUUUCAAACUGGCCAUGCUGCAGGCAGCAGAUUCCCUGAGUUUGGCCGAUGGGCCAUGCAAGUUGACAUGUCUGGACUUUUUUGAAGAAAUGACAGAACAGGCCGAAGACCUUGCGGCAGAGUGGGGAUGUGACAAGCCACUGCGCGUCCUUCAGAGUCUGCCAGAUCCCUCUUUGGUUGGCAUGCGCUGGCCACUGUCUCGCGCACCCCGUGAGAUGGCUCGAGAGGUUGGAGUCAACAACAUGGCUGCUACGCAAACGUGGAUUCGUACUGGUGCAGUCCCGAAAUUUACGGAUCUCAACAUUCCAGAACUACACCGGCCUCGACCAAGAAGUGAAAGUCCUCCCAGGGAACGUCCAGCAGCGGCUGAGCAACUGGCUGCAGCAGGUGUCAAGGUAGCCUCAGCUGCGUUUGCUGCAACAGCUGCAGCUGUUGUGGAAGCUGGCUCGGCCACAGUCGCUGCUUUAGUUGAUGCACAGCAUUCCAGAAGCUUGGGUGGUCAGCAUGUUCGCAAAACUGUCUCCGCUUGUGAGAUGCCAAUCUCCAAACAGCUUACAGAUACGGCUGUGGAAAAUGAGGAGCGAGGGCGGUCCGUUGAAAAGCGCAGGUUGAAGAAAAGCAAAACGUCUCUCGAAAAGGACAGGCGCAGUGCCAGCCUUCGCUCAAUGCCUCAGAACUUUGGAAGCCUCGAACUCAUGCUGUCAGGCGGUGGGGCGCUCAAGAAGCCAAAGCUCCCCAUUGCUAGACAGCCCAAGCAGUGA
Molecule: messenger RNA, 1779 nt
Organism: Effrenium voratum
Lineage: Eukaryota; Dinophyceae; Suessiales; Symbiodiniaceae
Source: the annotation of a GenBank genome assembly